Molecule: messenger RNA, 3060 nt
Organism: Aspergillus aculeatinus CBS 121060
Lineage: Eukaryota; Fungi; Ascomycota; Eurotiomycetes; Eurotiales; Aspergillaceae
Product: putative C2H2 finger domain protein
Exons: 2
Coding region: 1-3060 (1019 amino acids)
Biological process (GO): DNA-templated transcription; regulation of transcription by RNA polymerase II
Cellular component (GO): chromatin
Molecular function (GO): zinc ion binding; RNA polymerase II cis-regulatory region sequence-specific DNA binding; DNA-binding transcription factor activity, RNA polymerase II-specific
Source: RefSeq, a predicted model, not a curated record
AUGACUUCAGCUAUCAUUGCAGUAGCUCCCCCGGAACAGGGACUCCAAAGCUCCCGCGAGGAAACACAUAUGUCGACCGAAAACGAUGCGGCAGAUGCGGCGCUGGAUGGCUCCUCACGGAAGAGGAAGAGAACUCGGAAAGUUCAGACGGAUCGCAAAUUUGAAUGUACCUUUGAUGGGUGUGGGAAGAGUUAUUCGCGCGCAGAACACCUGUACCGUCAUCAGCUGAAUCAUACCCCAAAACAGAUCUACCGAUGUGAUUUUCCCGACUGCUACCGAUCUUUUGUCCGACAGGACCUGUGCCUGCGCCAUCGUGAACGACACACGACGCAAGGGUCUCAACUGCAGAAGCGGGACAGUUUCGCGCAGGCUACCGUAAAUAAUGCACCGACUGUAUCAACUGAGCAGAACAAGCCGCCCGUGCUUAAGAAAACCCACAGCGAAUCCCCGACUGGGGUCCCAAUCUCUUCUCCCACACACAAAUCAACCCAGGCGUCAGUUGAGGGACGGGUAGAUUCCAUCACCAUCACCAAUAUCGACGUAAAAUCCGCUGCGGUUCCCUCUCGGACAGGGCAUUCGCCUCAGGCAUACAAAUAUCCACCACUGAGUUCACAGCCGGGUGUUGAGCUAUCAGAUCCCACCUUUUCUCGCUCUGUUAGUCUGAGCAACCGAACCACCAGCUCCCCGGCGGGCCAGUCAGCCAGUACUUUCAGCCCCUCGGAUUACCAUACGCACCGGAGUCAUCCAUCGACUAGCAUGUCUCUACAUUCGGGCGAAACAGGUCAACAGAACCGAGGACGUCAUUCUGUAAAUGAAACGACAAUCAUAUCUAGCUAUAUGGAUGGGCAGUCGCUGGCAAAUCCGGCACCAUAUGCACCGAUGCCUGGGGAUGGAUACGCGGGUAUCUUGGCGCCAGCAGUGACAACUUCAGCGCCGGCGACAUUGGACACCGUGAGUACUUUUGAUGCCUUGGACACUGUUCCCGGUAUGAUGGCUCCGGGGUCAACGGGGGCAGACCCUGGUUUUGACGCUCUGGCCUCCUGUGUCUACCCGAUUUUUGGCGGAGAGACGCACAACCGGUCUCCCUUCGCAAUGCCCGAGGAUUUCACAGCGUGGCUGUUCAAUGACCCUCUUCCCAGCUCGUCCUCGAUGGGCUACCCAUCUGCAACCAACAUGAUCCCGAACUACCUCAAUGCGAUCCAGCUGCAGAACCAGUUUUUGCUGGGCGAUCCUGGAUACGGGAGUUUCAUGAACGGAGUAAUUCCGCACGAUCCGAUGAGCGUGACUAGUAUCCUGGACGCCGGGUCUUCACGAAUGAGCCUCUCAAAUGAAAAGAGACAGGAGCUUCUUGCGCUUAUGGGUUCACGUUUUAAUGAAGCAGCAUACUCAGCAGUUGCAAAACGGAAGGAUGCUUUGAUGGAAGGUGAUAUGAAUGACGACCGCCAUGUCCUAGGACCGCGCAUGAUGGAGGCCUAUAUCGCAUCGUACUGGCAUCAUUUCCACCCUCAAUUACCCAUCUUGCAUCGUCCGUCAUUUGUCUUGAACAAAGCCCCAAACCUGCUUCUGCUGGCUGUCAUAGCUAUUGGAGCGUCUACCCUGGACAAGAUGUAUGGAUCAGACGUCACUGAGACCGCAGCUGAGCUGGCGAACUUUAUUGCAUGGCAUUUACGUUGGGAGUUGUUCAUGGAUGCCGACUUUCGGCCUCCAGCCAAGCUGUGGGUCUUCCAGGCACUACUCCUCCUCGAAGUGUACGAGAAGAUGUACUCCACCCGUGCACUGCAUGAGCGAGCGCAUAUACAUCAUGAUACUACCCUUACGUUAAUGCGGCGUGGCAGUUCGUUGAUUGGCCGCUCUGCACUAGAUUCCCCCGCGAGCCUUAGAGACGAUCGACAAAGUCGCUCAGUAACCGGGUCGACGUUGACUCCCGAUUUCGUGGCGGAAGAGUCAUGGACUCACUGGAUCAAAGCCGAGGCUACAAGGCGGGUAGCAUUUGCAGCCUUUGUGUUAGACUCUACGCAUGCGACCAUGUUUGGACACUCAGCCAAGAUGGUGGCCCACGAGCUGCGUCUGCCUCUUCCGUGCGAUGGAGCGCUAUGGUCUGCAACCAAUGCCUCUGAAGUGGCUCGAGUGCAAUCCAGUCUACAUGCGAAUGGAGUCAAACCUCUCAUGUUUUUGGAUGGUCUUAAAAGGACGCUCAAUGGCCAGCCGGUCCGAACCAAUGCAUUUGGACGCACCAUUCUUAUGGCAGGCUUGCUGAGUGUCAGCUGGCACAUGAACCAGCGUGAUCUCCAGGUGAGUUCGCUGGGUGUGCUGCAGGCAUUGGGUGGUCGCGAUAAGUGGAGGUCCGCCUUACUGCGGGCUUUCGACAACUGGCGACGGGAUUUCGACGAGGCUUUGGGAACGUCGGAGCCAGGAUCGUUUACCGGGGGUUACCGAGCGCGACAUCCUUGGGACGAAGCCAAUGUAUUCGAAUCGCGCGAUGUCUUGCAUGGACUUGCACAUAUGGCCUCCCAUGUCGACAUUGUGGAUUGCCAGGUUUUUGCCGGAGCUGGGCGGCUCAUGGGGCGCGCCAUCACCCGAAAGGACUACGACGGGGCGCGCGAAAAAAUGAACCGAUGGGCAACUAAGGCCACGGCCCGCGACGCCACAUUCUACGCUCUGAGGUUUCUGUCUGAGUGUCUGUUGGACGAGGAGCGGGUGCUCGAUAAUGAUGAAGCCUACUCGGGACGGGAUGACUACCUGCUCAACCGACCAUGGGUCCUUUAUGUUGCUGCUCUCGUGGUCUGGUGCUACGGGUACGCUCUCGAAGGCCCGCUCAAUCACCCCGUCAAAUUGGUUCGACCUGCAGAGCAGCGACAUGACAUGCAGCAGUUCUUGCGGCGGGUUGGCGGAGUUCGCGAACCCAGUGACCUUGAGGGGAUGAAAGGAUGCAAUCAAUGUAUGGGGUUGCUGAUGGUUCUCCGCAAUGGGUUCACGAACACUCGCUGGGAGCUACUGACUGAGGCGGCCAAUUUACUCAGCAGCUGUAUCGACAAGCUGAAUGGCGGCGCAGCCGCGUAA